Messenger RNA from Malania oleifera, 607 nucleotides. RefSeq names its product NADH dehydrogenase [ubiquinone] 1 beta subcomplex subunit 2. Gene Ontology annotation, cellular component: mitochondrial inner membrane. NCBI's taxonomy places the organism in Eukaryota, Viridiplantae, Streptophyta, Magnoliopsida, Santalales, Ximeniaceae. Bases 125 to 322 code for a protein of 65 amino acids. The transcript has 4 exons. The record is from RefSeq and is a predicted model, not a curated record.
GAGUCAGUGCUGCGAUUCCGCACUCAUCACAGUUCCAUGAUUUCCAUCUUCUGAAUCUGUUCCCUGUUAUUCAUUUGAAAGGCUUAGGGCUUGUUUGGAGAGAGAGAGAGAGAGAGAGAGAGAGAUGGGAGGAGGAGGGCAUGGACAUAGCACGACGUAUAAGGGUGUCACUCUGCAUCAUCCCAAGAGGUGGCAUGUCGUAACCGGAAAAGGCCUGUGCGCCGUCAUGUGGUUUUGGGUGCUGUACAGGGCUAAGCAAGAUGGUCCUGUAGUAUUGGGUUGGCGACAUCCUUGGGAGGGCCAUGAAGAUCAUUCCCAUUGAAAUGGACUUGAAAAAAAUGAGGCAUCCCAUUGAGACGAUAAAAGAGCAUGAAUUGGGUUCUUGGUAUGAAUGUUGCUUGCUUUGACUCAGUUGAUUUUUGUUCAAUAAUGUGAUUGUGAAGAUGAGUAUCUGGAAAAAGCUAGAAGCAAUUCAGUACAUGUCUAAAUUAUAAUCAUGUUUACUGUUUGAGACAGAUUUUACUUCCCAUGUAUGCUGUGUAUUUACUGCUGAAUCUUGUGAUGAAAGAAAUCCUGGCAUGUUUAAUCAAAUGGCUCUGUUUCUUUA